CUGAGGCUGCAAAGUUGAGGGUCGCGGAGGGUCCAAGUCCAAGGUCCAACUUGUGGUCUGGACAACGCAGGCCAGUUUGUUCUCUCUUGCAUAAACACUACUAACUAAUCUGUCGCUCCCUCCUGACGAUUGUUACUACAUGAGUCUCCUCACGAUGUUCUAAGGCUGCAGGUCGGUCGUUGCAUUUCAAUGCGUUUUCCAUCCCUAUUCUCUUCGUUGCUCAAAUUCCUCAAUCCCUUGGUCAACUCCAAAUCCACCGUUUCAGCGUACUACCGAAGAUCUGCACGCCGAAGUCUCUGGAAUUUGCAAUACCACCUUGGGCAAGACAGUUUCACUGUUGGCGUGCUGGAUCUCGCGAGCUAUCGACUGUCCCCGGUUUACAUGGGCCUGCUCCUCCCCCAGCCGUCGCAAUGCACAGUGUUCAGAGGCAUUUUGGGAAAUAUAUGAGGAGAAGUGCAGAUGAACAACAAGUCUCGGUUCUCCUCAAGGACUUUGAAGAGGCAGAUAAACUCUUGACCAAGAUCAUAGAAGCCUCCAAACAAUGGAAAGAGUCGUGGAUUUCCAUCCUAACCCAUCAACACCGCGUUUUCGAGGAAUUUGAGAUCUUAUACUCUCCCAUUGUCGGAGCUGGUGACGAUUACCAAGGCCACAUACCUGUCGAGACGCCGGAACAUCUUCUUCGCAGAGCCGCCAGAAUAAAGACGGAAUAUGCAGACCUGAAGAGAGAUCUCACCGAAGAUCUCGGGCAGGUUGACGAUAGGCUGAUCCGACCGGCUCAGACUGCAAAAGACAGCCUCCAAUCAUUGAGAAAGACGAUCAAGAAGAGAGAAGACAAGAAGCUUGACUAUGAAAGAUAUCAAAACAGGGUGGACUCGGCUCUCAAAAAGACCAAACGAUCCGAGAGAGAUAGUGCGGCUCUUGCAAAAUCCCAGACGGAUCUGGCUGCAGCAACAGAAGCAUACUCCGCUGCCGAUGACCACCUGAGAAACUGUCUGCCUCGUCUGCUGACGUCCGUUUUCUCUCUACUUCCACAUUUUCUGGCUGCGCAAGUUCAGAUUCAAAAUAGCCUACUGGGACAAUACUACACGAUGCUCCACGGAUACUGCACGGAAGAAGGAUUCCCUUCGCCCAGUCCCCCAAUGGAUGAAGUUGUGAGGAUAUGGACUGAUACCUUCAAAUCAGUACAGCGCGAGGCCGAAGCUUUGAUGUUUCUGGCCAAUGGAAAGGCUGUCAAGGCACCCAUGACUCAGGAGAACGGCCAACAACCUGUCAAUGGCUAUCGUCGACCGAGCGCCAACGCGUUUUCCGGUCGCACACAGUCUGUCUCGCCAGCCAGGGCUCUCCCGCCGUCCCCGAACUAUGACACUGUACCAAAGAUCUCUACAUCACCUGCACCAAGUACGUUACUCAGCCCACUUACUCCGUACGAAAGUGUAGCGAGUCCGUCACCAUCUCAGUCGGUCUACCAAACACCUCUUUCUUCCUUUGCUCCGGCCGCACCGAACACCGACUACUUUGCUAGGGACAGGCAGCCAUCUUCUGCGUCGAUUGCCUCCAUUGGGACGACAGCUCUGAAGAAACGCCCGCCUCCCCCUCCACCUGCACGGUUGCCAUCACAGCAAUCGAUCUUUGUGACAGCGCUCUAUGACUUCGAGGGCCAAGGCGAAGGCGAUCUUGUGUUCCGCGAAGGGGAUCGCAUUAAAGUCCUGAAGAAGACAGACAGUACUGAUGAUUGGUGGCAAGGGGAGCUUCGAGGCGUCAAAGGGGCUUUCCCUGCCAAUUACUGCCAAUGACCAUUGUUCAAUCACGAGCCACAUGAACCAAAAAUUGCUUGCAACGACCACAGAUCUGGGCGACUGGGCCACAUUGUUUUGAUGACUGCAUUUGGAGCGGGCGCGUCGGGCGAAGUUGAAAUGAGAGGAGCGUGAGUUCGCGAACUAAUAUUGUGAUAGUUGCCGCACUAAUGAAGGAGGCAUGGACGAGCGGGAAAUGAUGGCGGACAGAAUCACGAACAACAGUCCCAGGGACUGAUACGAUAGAUAGUCGGUUUUCAAAAAGAGAUAUACCCAAUGUUGAGCAUUUUUUGUCUGGCCGUGUACGAGUUUCAGGCUUUCGCUUUCUGGGGACAUUGUAGGAUGUUGGGGUAGAGGCGCCCCCUGAAAGGCAUUGAGUUAUAUACCUAGGUAUUUGAUAGCAUGCAAAGUCUUCCUCACUUGGACUGCACGCGUAAUACUCGAACCCAUCUAUGCUUUACCG
This is a messenger RNA of Exophiala viscosa, 2256 nucleotides long. RefSeq lists its product as uncharacterized. The coding region runs from base 411 to 1793 and encodes 460 amino acids. Gene Ontology annotation, biological process: actin cortical patch localization; endocytosis; plasma membrane tubulation. The record is from RefSeq and is a predicted model, not a curated record. The transcript is spliced from 2 exons. Gene Ontology annotation, molecular function: protein binding; lipid binding. Gene Ontology annotation, cellular component: Rvs161p-Rvs167p complex; mating projection tip; actin cortical patch. NCBI's taxonomy places the organism in Eukaryota, Fungi, Ascomycota, Eurotiomycetes, Chaetothyriales, Herpotrichiellaceae.